Molecule: messenger RNA, 2275 nt
Organism: Clarias gariepinus (North African catfish)
Lineage: Eukaryota; Metazoa; Chordata; Actinopteri; Siluriformes; Clariidae
Gene: tm2d3
Product: TM2 domain containing 3
Exons: 6
Coding region: 31-870 (279 amino acids)
Source: RefSeq, a predicted model, not a curated record
CAAAAAAAAAAUCCGAAUCAGGCUGUUGAGAUGGUCGCUAACGGCUUAAAGUGGAUUUUCCAAAGAGGACGGAGCGUUAUGAGGAAAUAUGGCGUCUUAUUUCUGUUACUCGCUGAUCUUUUUUUCAAAUCCACAAACGGGUACCUGAGCUCUGCCAGUGUUGAUCGAGAUCCUGCUUACACACCGCAGCACAGCCCAGCAGUACCAGGUCCAGUCAAAUCUACAGCAGCAGUAGCAGCGGCAGUAGCCGGUCUUUCUUCCUUCUCUUCUUCAUCAUCAUCAUCAUCGUCAGAGUCCCUAAGUGAUGUAGAGAAUCACGAGGCGAAGUGUCCGAGUGGAGGAGUGUGCAGUAAGCUGCCGGCCAGCUGUUUUACGUGUGCGUACCAUCACAACUGCACCUACGGCAAGCCGACCAAUUUCACCUGCACCACCAAGAAAGGAGUUCACUGCCUGGACGUCUCGGGUCAGCAGCAGAACGUCUUUAACCUGACGGUGGAUUGUCAGUUUUGCUGGCAGCUUGACCCGGCAAAGUAUCACUGCAACAUUUCUACCACCUGCAUGACCGUGUCGUGUCCCCGCAAACGCUACAACGCCACCUGCACUGUCCUGGACCACGUAAACUGCUUAGGAAAGAGGGAAUUUCAGAAGCGUCUUUUCUGUAACUGGACUGGAGGAUAUAAAUGGUCCACAGCGCUGACACUCAGCAUCACUCUGGGUGGGUUUGGAGCCGACCGCUUUUAUCUGGGUCAGUGGCGAGAGGGACUGGGCAAGCUCUUCAGUUUUGGAGGCCUGGGCAUCUGGACCCUCAUCGACGUCCUUCUCAUCGCUGUGGGUUACGUGGGGCCCGCUGAUGGAUCACUCUAUAUCUGAGAUAUAAAGUGACAUUAUACUACCUUUUUUUUUUUCCUUUACAAAAUGGGGAUUUCAGACUGGACUGGAAGAGACAAAAUGUCUAAAGCUCAGGUGAGAUUAAGCUUGAGCUGGCUUUUAUCAUCACUAUGCUACAGGAAAACAUAAUCACCGUGUUCAUGUAAAAACACAAUGUGUAGCUUAUGAGUGAAUGACUUCCUAGCCGUCUGCAUGAUUCCCAGUCAUGGAGUCGCGCUCGCUGGUUAUGUGAAAGUCUCGCACGCUCACAAAGACUAAGUCUCUCAGUGAGAAAUUGUAAUGCCACUUUGAUUUGUAGUGGUAAGACGUACACUGUAAGUGGUUUCUUUAGUCCUGUAGAGCCGGGGAAAUGAGCCGCUAGUGAGAAAAUGAGGAAAAAUGCACACCUGGGAUGUUGUCCUUGAUUUCUUUUUGUCUUUUUGUUUCUAAUGUUAAAAAGGAAACACAAACCUCUUGAUAAAAAGAAAGACACUCCAAGCCAUUCUGCUGUUAUGCGUGUUAAAACGUUAUGCGUGUGUUUGUGAUGUGUUUACACCAAUAAUUAUGUUUGUACCACUAUUUCUCUUUUCAUCUGCUUUUUUUUUUAUUUUUUUAAACAAAUAAGCUCCUGACAAGAGCAAUUGGUUAUAUACCUACCAAUUCUUUAGCUCCAUUAGGUUUCAGUAAGCAAAUACAUUCAAGCGUACAGGGCCGAGCGUGUUCGAUGCACGAACGGGGAGCAAUUAUAGAACUAGAACAUAUAUAAAAAUAAAAAAAAAUCACACCCUGAACAAUAUUGUGUUCUACUUUUCAGUGAAAAAUACAUUUAAAAGGAACUGCUGGGAAUUGGCACAGCAGAGAAUUAUAGUUUACACACUGUUGCACAAUAAAAUUGUCACUGACGGAGGUGUGAUUAUGUCACAAUGAAAAAGUAGAUAUGGGUUCUUUGGGAGGAAAUAAAGGACAAUCUAACUUUCUGGAACAUAAUACAGAAUGGAUGUUAAGUGUGUUACGAGCAUAAUGUUAAGCUGUCAGUCCUAGAUUUUUUAAACCCGGACUCACAUUUCUCUAGCGCUGGCCCACAAAGAUCAGCCUUGUAAGCUGUAAUCCUUUUCAUUGUGAGCUGGCAUCGUGCCAACAGGAAAACUGGAGGAGGACGUCUGUGCGUGCCAAGUGAACGCUUCUUCACCUCCCGCAUUCCGUACACACUUUGGAUUUUCUCAUCCAGCAUCUCACGGGACGUUUUUCUCUCCAACAUUGAUUAUUUUUCCAUCUGAUGCCAGUGAGCUUAGUACCAUAGACUCUAUUUGUCCAUAGACAAAUGAUUCCUGUGUUCAUGGAGAUACAAAACAUUUAGUAUGAUUUUGUGAGUGUUCAUCUAGAAAUAAAAAGAGAGCUUUGUGUUUUG